Molecule: messenger RNA, 1547 nt
Organism: Physcomitrium patens
Lineage: Eukaryota; Viridiplantae; Streptophyta; Bryopsida; Funariales; Funariaceae
Biological process (GO): translation
Cellular component (GO): mitochondrion
Molecular function (GO): ribosomal large subunit binding
Source: RefSeq, a predicted model, not a curated record
CUCUAAGCAGGGCGCUAUUGCAGUGGCGUGAGUUCUCGCCCCCUCGCAGGCCAUGGCUGCUGCUGCUUCCACGCGACGGCUGCGAAGCCUUCGCCAUUCCCUGUUGGGCUUUGCCGCCCGGACUCUACCACCUCUCACUUCUCGGUUUCCUUCUUCGGGACCUGCUUUUUGUGCCGAGGUGGCUCACAUUGAUCAGUUGGGCUCCGCGCAGGAGGAACUCUGUUCGAAGGAUUUUGAAGUUGUUGGGUCGGUUUCCCUUGCUUUGUUGGGCCGAUCGGGUUUUUCGCUUCCGAGAGGGGCGGAUUGGCCCUGGGGUUGGAGACGUGAUACUUCAGUCGCAGAGAACGGUGUAUUUUCUCACGUUUUAGGAGUUGGUGUUCGAGGUCUCGCUGCUAAGGCCAAGAAAUCGGGUGGAAAAUCUCGUGGUGAUGAUGGCGGAGGUCAAGUUGUUGCAACUCCAGGACCAUCAGCCAAAGAAACAGCUUCGAGGCUGAUGGAGGCUGCCUUGAAUGCUCUGUCAGUGGAGCUCUCGAAACUUCGCACUGGCAGAGCUACUCCAGGAAUGCUAGAUCAUGUGAACGUGAUGUCUCAUGGUGUACAAACACCUCUAUCUCAUGUGGCCGCAGUUUCGGUUUCCAAUCUUGAAACAUUGACAGUAAUGCCAUAUGAUACUUCUAUGGUCAAAGAAGUUGAGAAAGCUAUUCGAAAUUCUCCACUCAAACUAAACCCCAUGGCGGAAGGGGAAGUCCUGAGGGUUCCUAUCCCUAAGCUAACAAAGGAGCAUAUACAGACCAUGAGUAAACUUGUAGGGAAAGCUGGUGAAACCGCGAAGCUUAGUGUGCGUAGAGCACGCAAAGACGCUAUGGAUAUCAUCUCAAAAGGUGGAUACUCCAAGGAUGAAGUGAAAAGAUUCGAGAAAGAGGUAGAAGAUGUGACGAAGAAGUACGUGAAGUCAGUCGAGGAAGCCUGCAAGUCCAAAGAGAAGGAAAUCCUGGGUAACAGCUAGGUCUGGCUUAUCUUUUCAUUAAGAAAUCAGGGGAUGGGUCUGAUGUGUGGAAAUCAGGACCAAAUGUCUCCGACUUCGACAAUAGCGAUCCAUGGCCUAGCUAGAGAUGAGUUACGAAGCAGAUGCAUAGGGCAUUCUUAAUGUCCUAGCUUUUCCUCAUUCGGAACUACAGUGGUCAGAUCAGGAUGCUUAACACUUGCCUUGUUACGUGAAAUCAUCUCAUUUCUGAGCUAAGGUUAUCAUAUUUUAAGCCAACGAUUCAUUAGCCAGACUUUCGUUAGGAUUUGCAGCUGUUGGGUACACAAAGCGAAUAGGCUGCAAGUGUUAGAAGCAUGUUGUCGUUUCUAAUCGUGAAGUGUUUUACUUUAAUUUACCGAUCAGAUUUGUUGUCCAUGAACUGCGACUUCAGCAUGGAAACAAAUAAGAAACUGACGUUGUGGAACUGUUGCUUUGAGUUGAAAGGAUACAAUCAUUUCCCCAUUGGCUGUGAGGUUCCGCCUCAUCGAAUAAAGUUGCAACAUACAUGUGUACCCCAAUGAAA